AUGAGCGAUCCUCGAUUUACCGGAGCGAUUGCCUACUACCGAGAGAAGCUAAAACAGAAUCCUUCAAAUCCGGCGCAUCACCACAAUAUUGCACCUCUUCUCUUUGAAGGAGGAAACGUCAGGGCCGCGAUGCGCCACUAUCGCAGAGCGUUUCAGCUGAACCCUAAGGACGUAAACUCGAAGAACGACCUGGCUGUCAUUCUUUGGCGGAUGGGCAAAUGGGAAGCUGCGUUGGCCGCGUUGUGCCAAGUUUUGAUGGCCAACAGCGAGCACUACGAAGCGAACGUAAACCUUGCUGCGGUGUAUUUCAAGCAAGGAGAGUAUGAACUUGCUUUGAGACAUGCACGGAAAGCUACGCAGAUCCGACCUACCAGUCCCAAAGCGCACCGCGUUCUAGGACAAAUUUUGGAUCAAAUGGGGAACGUCAAAAUGUCGCUACACCACCGGAAGAUCGCGGUACGACGAGGGCCGGGGGGUGGCAAGUCCCACCAGCACGACACUCACACCUACAAGAAAAUCGGCGCACAGCUUGUCACGCUCGGACAAGCGGAGCGAGAAAACAGCCACGCCUUUGUGGACUGCUACAGAGCAAUGGCAGGGAAACAAGUUGAGCUUGCGACGUCAGAAAGGACGAACGAGUGUUUGUGCAAGUGCCGGUGCUGA
Messenger RNA from Ectocarpus siliculosus, 663 nucleotides. NCBI's taxonomy places the organism in Eukaryota, Phaeophyceae, Ectocarpales, Ectocarpaceae. The record is from the annotation of a GenBank genome assembly.